Molecule: messenger RNA, 4200 nt
Organism: Ceraceosorus bombacis
Lineage: Eukaryota; Fungi; Basidiomycota; Exobasidiomycetes; Ceraceosorales; Ceraceosoraceae
Source: the annotation of a GenBank genome assembly
AUGACUGCCAUCCUGGCAUUCACCCCGAGCAAACGGCGGGCUGACGAGAUGUGCAUGGACGCUACCAUCCAAGCCCCUGCGCUUUUUGCUUCGGCACCCAUUAUCCGCUUACCUCCAGAGGUUAGUCUGAGUGUCGUCUUUUGCAGCUCAAAAAAUGCAGACCUUGAUCGGUCAGGCUAAUCCUUCCGCUGCUUGGCUCAGCUGCUGGACCUCAUCCUGGUCAGCCUCGACGCGCAUUCUCUGCUGGCUCUGCACUUGACGUGCAAGCGGUUCCAGAGCCACAUUGCAUCUGCAACGCAUCUCUGGAAGCUGCUCUACGAUUCGAGGUGGGAUACACCCGAUGGUGAGCGCACAUUGCUCUACCCCUACAUCGGUCAUCCCUUGGACACCGCCGUCGCAGAGGCUUCAUCGCACCAUGACGAUGCGCCAUCUCGCGCAAAGAACAAAGGCAAGACAAAGGCUAAAAUCAUAUGCGAGCAAGGCAAUGUCCGGCCCACUAUUUCCAUACAGAAAAGCCUCCGCUCGCAUUUGCGGCACGAGUUCAGACCGGACGAGCAAGCCAAGCGAUUUGCGCGUGCUGCAGCGCUGGUGCGAAUGGGAGCAGAAUGCGAACUCAUCAUGGUGCGUUUCGUUUCGCUAGCUAAGUCGUGGUCUCGAGCACAUUUGUCUGCAGUCUUACACAUCCAUCCUUGUGUCAUGGACUUUGUUGGGUUCCAUGUUCGCUCAGCUCGCCAAUCAGGCCGAAGUGUGUCGCACGCUGCUUGCUGCUCUGCACUCACGCACCUUGAGGUGCAAUCGCGCCAACAGCAUUUUGCCACCCAGUCGCGCCUCCCAAACCCUCACCAGACUCUUCGACGACACGCCUGCUGGACGCAGAGCGUUUUCCGUCUGGAUAUAUCCUCGGACUGCUUGUGCUCAGGUCGCUGAAUGGCAGCGACAGCAACACAAUACGGGCAUCGUUGGACAGCGUGGCCACGUCAUGCAGGAAUCGAUUCUGGACGGCCAAUUCAGCAGCGCUAGCGUAGCAGAGCCGCUCUUCAAGAAGAACUACAAGGCCAACGCCUCGAAGGGGUCACGUUCCACCGCGGCCUUUCGAGGCGGCGAUCGCCGUUCGGCUCGUCUUCGGCAUGCCAAUACGCCCCAACACUUGAGGUUCAUCUUUGAAAAGGCUACGAAUUUGGGAGGCGCUUACAAACGCGCUUUGCCCACUUCGCUGGAAGAGAUCCCACCUGUGGACGAGGAGCUCGCAGCCGAAUUGCAUUGUCACUACGGCCCGCGAGAGAUGCUCGACGACGUCUUCACCCAAAGUCUGGCGCACAAGCUGCCUAACCGUGGUGAUUCGCACCCACGUAUGAAUCGGAAAGGGACACUGCGGAGCGUGCACAGGCGCAGUGAGGCUCAGUGCAAGCUUUUGCGCGCGAUUGGAAGCAGCGUGGAGCACGCCGCAGGAGCUUUCGUUGACCCUGAAUCCAGCUCAGAGCUCGAAGAUGAGGAAGCUGACCUGAUCUCGGACCCUCGACUGUGGUAUCCCGCCAACACUCUCACUGGACACGCAGCAAGCCUUGGCAGCACACAAGGGCCAUCCGGCGACGUUCUUCUGCGCGCUGCGGCUAAAAGAAUCGUUUAUGGUGCGUCGCAUUGUUUCUUGCAACGUGAUAGAAGCUGGUCUGAGAGGCGUUACGCUGACCGACCUGCAAACAGAUACCGCUCGGUGGGGAACUUCGAAUGGCUGGGUGAGCGCUCGAAAGGCAAUGGACGCAAAACACUAGCUACCUGAGUGCUCACAGACUACCAGAUCGUCUCCCAGGGUCCCUUCCAUGCCUUCGAUCAAUCGGGUGACGCAGAGGAUAAUUUGCCGGCCAGUGUAAGGCAUCUCGACCCUCUUCUCUGCGAGACGGAACGAAACGAAUGUCAAUCGCGGAUCCACAAGCGGGAAGACCCCACCACACCCCCCAUCCUUUCCUCUUCCCUCCCAGAACUUCCACACUACAAGUAUGACCCUCAGCUCUCGCCCUCCGCGAAUGAUGUCAUGCGCCGUUUCCAGAUCGCGACGUGCUGCGCACCAACUUGGGUCGAAUCACAGCUACCAUCCUUCCUUGCCAGCCUCACAACAGUCAAGAAAAGACUGUCAUGCAAUCCUGACGCAUCAUACAGGUGGCUGCAAGAUCAUCUAUCUCGGUACAUGCAAUCCGAGCCUGCAGAACACGUGUUCCGAUCUCCCGAUGUCGUUCUCUUGCAACGCUACCUUUUUGGCGAGACCGCUGCGACCGGGCGCAAACGAAGCAGCUUCAACCUCACCUCUAGUGUUGCACCAGAGAGCGACGUGGAAGAGGGGGCGGAAAUUUCGUCUGCGACAUCGACUGAUGCCUCCGGCGACGAUGAGCAUAAUCUGGGCAAUUCGAGCUCCGAGUUGAGCACUGACGGCAUCCUCGAAAUCAUCAGCUUUGACUCCAGUCAAGGCAGUCCCUUUCCCAUUGACCAGCCUGAAGACCACAUCGCCGGCGCAGCACAAGCCGAUGACGAUGUGCUCUUCUUGUCCGAAGAUGAAAGCGACGAAGAUUUCACUUCAGAAACGUCGGAUUACGAAGGCAUCUUCUCGUUGAUGGAAGGGGAUGAAUUUGGGAGAGACUCAAUGGAAUUUCGUUUGAGGUUGCUCAUAGGGCAAGCACAAGGCGGUCUUGCGAGAAGAGAAAUGCGUAAUGCAAAGCUACGCAGAUUGCUACAUCCCGUUCCCCAUGAAAAGACCGUCAAUUGGCUUGCACUCGAAGCAAUACAGACUGUGGUGCGUACAACAUUCGAUCUGCUCCUUCGCCUAACUUCUCGCUCAAACGUGUUGCGUCUUCACAGAUGCGAUGUAACAUUCUGCACGCUCGGCAAGUUCAUCACUGGGGAGUCGCUUUUGCAUCAGCAACUGCCGGUCCGCGUUCUCUCAAUCCACAGCUUGGUGCCCCGUCGCAUGAUGACUUUGUGGACCCUGAGCACGCCAGGAACAGGACUUCGCACCUCCUUUUACCUCCCUGGGGAUGGGCACACUCGCGAGGCGAGAGACCGCAGCCUCAAGAUCUUGAGUCUCCUGACUCGCACGACUGGGCCCACAUUGAAGGUGAGAAGCCCAUCGACGUCUCGCUGCCCUCCCUUUCGCUCAUCGCCUAUGCGUCCGAACCCGUCUCGCAGGUGUUUGGAUCGGAACGUGAGUGCAGAAAGCGACACGUGACCACAUGACACCGAGACGCAGGUAUGCGAGUUCUGCGCUGAUCACUUUUCUAUGCAGCUAUGCAUUCCUGGACUUCAGCGAUUGGCUAGCGUACAAUGGCCUCGUCGCUGCGCAGCGAGGCCACACGGCAGGCCCUCAUGAUCAUCAACAGUACAGCAACCCCCCUAAGCUGACCCACGUGCACGAAGCGGUAGGGUGAGUGGCUAUCCUUCGUACCUUUCACCACUCACCUCGCUUAACGACCCACACUCCAAACACGCGCCGCCAGAGACUUUUUGGAGCUUCGAUUAAGGCUACUCAGUGCCGUCGAGAAGAGCACCAGAGCAGACUUGGUGGAUGUCAGCAGUGAAUAUCAAGAUCCUGACUAUCCCCCUCUGCACUUUGAAGGUGCCACGCACCAUUACAUGCUCGAAGAAGAGGACGGCGACGUGAGCGGAGGAGCUACUAGAAGAGGCCGAGUCCACGGCGUCGCUCGCCCGGUAUUUGCGUCUUCAGGUGACAAGUCCGUUGGACAAAGAAGAGCCAUUGCUGCCAUUCAUAUGACCUUCACCCAUAGCUACGACGGCGAGGAGUGAGUCAAGCCUUGACAUCACUGGAACACCCAUGGCACUACAGCUUACUUGCGUUCGUUUUUUUAGGAGGUGGAAACUCGAGGGCGUUCAGGCCGGACCUCCUGGUUCCCGCGCCGCCGUGUAUGGAAUUUGGACCGACGCAAACAGGGGAGCUAUUCAAGAAGUGCUUCGACGUAAGUCGACACGUGUAGAGACAGUAUGCAGAUCGCUCUCGACUUGCGCUGAAUGCCCGUACCUCUCAGCAACCGAUCCAUGCGGACCCUGGACCUAUUGGCGCGUUGAUGAGCGGAAAUGGAAAGGUGAUUUAGAAUCGUGGUCACGCACUUGAAGCCUUCUGACGCGAACUACGCCCCUCACUCAGACGUGCUUGAAGAAUUGCAGCAACGUAGACAAGCUUCAUCUGAGGCGUCAUGA